Molecule: messenger RNA, 1201 nt
Organism: Phragmites australis (common reed)
Lineage: Eukaryota; Viridiplantae; Streptophyta; Magnoliopsida; Poales; Poaceae
Product: GTP-binding nuclear protein Ran-2-like
Exons: 8
Coding region: 168-833 (221 amino acids)
Biological process (GO): ribosomal subunit export from nucleus; protein import into nucleus
Cellular component (GO): nucleus; cytoplasm
Molecular function (GO): GTPase activity; GTP binding
Source: RefSeq, a predicted model, not a curated record
GGCGGGCGGGCGUGUCAUAAAAGCGCUCCUCCGCCUAUCCCGGCUGCAUACGCUCACCAUUUCCAAGUCCACUUCGAACUCUCUAGACGCCUCCGCGGUCCCUCUCUUCGUCGCCGCCUCGUCCCCCUCGGCUCCUCCCGAAGCGCGUCCCAUUUUGCAGCGCCGGAAUGGCGUUGCCGAACCAGCAGGUCGUGGAUUACCCCAGCUUCAAGCUCGUCAUCGUUGGCGACGGUGGAACUGGUAAAACGACUUUUGUGAAAAGGCAUCUUACUGGCGAGUUUGAGAAGAAAUAUGAACCCACCAUUGGUGUUGAAGUUCACCCACUAGAUUUUAGCACUAACUGUGGCAAAAUCCGAUUCUAUUGCUGGGACACUGCUGGUCAAGAGAAGUUUGGUGGCCUCAGGGAUGGCUACUAUAUUCAUGGUCAGUGUGCCAUCAUUAUGUUUGAUGUAACAUCAAGGCUGACAUACAAGAAUGUACCAACAUGGCACAGAGACUUGUGCAGGGUGUGUGAGAACAUUCCCAUCGUCCUAUGUGGUAACAAGGUUGACGUGAAGAACAGGCAAGUUAAAGCCAAGCAGGUUACAUUCCACAGGAAGAAGAACCUGCAGUACUAUGAAAUUUCUGCCAAGAGCAAUUACAACUUUGAGAAGCCAUUCCUUUACCUUGCAAGGAAGCUGGCAGGGGAUCAAAACCUUCACUUUGUUGAGGCUGUUGCCCUGAAGCCACCAGAAGUGCAGAUUGAUAUGGCCAUGCAGCAACAGCAUGAAGCUGAGCUCGCAGCAGCAGCGGCACAACCCCUCCCUGAUGACGACGAUGACCUGAUUGAAUAGAGAUGAUCAUGCGAAUGGGAAAUGCCUUCUUUAAGAACCCGUAGGGGUUGAAAUCCUUGUUAGAGUUAGGGGUUGAAUCCUGGUUGUUCUCUUCUAUGUGUAUCUGAUGAGCUGAGAAUGAGUUAUGACAUUUUCAUCGAAUGUUGUUGCCGAAGAUGUGUUGGUGACUUAGCCAGCUCCUUUGAGUUUGUUAGUUUAAUUAACUUAGCCAGUGCUGUUGUCAUAAAUUGCUCAUGAUUUAUGCCUUUUAGUUUGUUAGUUUAAUUGCUCUUCUAAAUUGGUCAUGUGAAACUUGGUGGUUGACAACCAGAGUGACAUGGCAACUGAGAAAAUAAAGUGCGUACCCUAAACACAUUUACAUGCAGAGU